This is a messenger RNA of Dendronephthya gigantea, 969 nucleotides long. Its product is annotated as sorcin-like. Lineage: Eukaryota; Metazoa; Cnidaria; Anthozoa; Malacalcyonacea; Nephtheidae. The record is from RefSeq and is a predicted model, not a curated record. Gene Ontology annotation, molecular function: calcium ion binding. The transcript is spliced from 9 exons. Bases 110 to 658 code for a protein of 182 amino acids.
GAAUUCCGAAAGUUGUUGCAGUGUCAGAGCUGUGAAGACAACAUCACACGCCUUUUGAAAUUUGAAUAUACAAGUAAAUAGUUUGUUUCUCCUCAUCAAGUAAUAUAAAAUGGCUUACCCAGGAUAUGGUGCUCCAGGGUAUCCAGGUGGUCAACCAGAUCCUUUGUUUGGCUAUUUUGCUGCAGUUGCUGGACAGGAUCAACAAAUUGAUGCACAUGAAUUACAAAGAUGCUUGAUGUCAUCGGGGAUCUCAGGAAACUAUCAACAAUUCAGCUUGGAUACCUGCAGAAUUAUGAUUGCUAUGCUCAAUCGAGAUCGGGACGCUCGUAUGGGAUUUAGCGAAUUUAAAGAAUUAUGGAACGUUCUCUCUCACUGGAAGACAACUUUCAUGCAGUAUGACCGAGAUAGAUCAGGAACUGUAGAACCUCACGAGCUUCAAGCAGCGUUGACAAGUUGGGGUUACAACCUCUCUCCAACUGCUUUACAAAUCAUCGUGAACCGUUAUUCGACCAACCAUCGUAUAAGUUUUGAUGAUUUUGUCGCUUGCGCCGUACGACUCCGAAGUUUAACCGAACAUUUCCGUCGUCGCGAUACAGCGCAGCAAGGCGUGGCAACAUUUGGUUAUGACGAUUUCAUUCAAGUGUCGAUGUUCACCUAAACUCUAAAGUAUAACUUCAGUUUGCAAGGAAAUCGGGAGUGCAAUCAACAGUCAAUUUUUAAUUAUACCCAGGAUGCUGGGACAGUACUUUACAAGAUAUUUACACUGUUCAUUGUGAUAAAUUUUAUUUGAUUAAUAUUGUCACGUGUAGAUGUAUGAUGAUUAUCAGCCUAACUGUAAUUUCAACUUUGCCGUGCGGUAUAUAGCCUACAGGUAUAGCCCAAAGUGAGAUAAAUUAUUAUUUAGCAUUAGUAGCUUAACUUUAAAGAAUUGUAUCUUGAUGUUUUAAUACAAUAUGAAAUUAUUGCUUU